CCAACAGCAGCAAAGGCAUGCAUCAUACUGUCUCAAAACUAGUGUCAUGCUACAAAUGAUGAUUGUCCAGACUAUCCAGGCAUUUGUGGUGCUUUAUCUUAAUAUGUAUUUUACUCACUGCAUGGUUCUCCAUCAGCCGGACUCUGUUAUGGCAGUUGACCCUGGUGCCAACGUGACUCUGCAGUGCUUUUUUGCAGAAAACUACACCGUGUAUGACAUGUUUUGGUACAAACAAAUCAAGGGACAGCAGCCCUUUUCUAUAGUUAAGGCGAGAGCUGUUGCUGAUCCCAUUUUUCAUAAAGGGUAUUUGAACACACGCUUCAAUAUCAGCAGGUCAAAGAAAAGACUUUCUCUUAGUAUCAUUAACAUUAGUCCCUGGGACGAGGCGGUCUAUUAUUGUGGAGUGGAGAUUUACUAUGAUAUUGAGUUUGGAAAUGGGGUAUUCUUACAAAUAUCCUCCUUUAACACUGCAGCUGUAGAUCCAACAGAGAGAGAUUAUCUUAAGGCAGUUAUCAUCUUUCUGUGCAAUGUUAUUGGAAUAUGUGCUGUGUGGAUCAUAUUUCUCUGCAUCAGGAUUAAACAACAAACGGCUUUAUGUCCAGUUUCUUCUGUCUGUAGCCAGCAACAUUUUGAAGUGUCUCAUGCAAAGUCAUAGAUCCAGUUUUUAAACUAACCAAGAUCAAAGCCUGAGGAGACAGUGAUGCCCAAUAAAUGAAGAACAUUCAAGAAGGAAACAUCUUGGUCAAAAAAAAAUAUUUCUUUAAUUUACCAUAUUCACUUCAAUUACUGUACAAGAACUGUAUAUGCUUUGACAACACAACGUUGUUUGUUCAGUAGAAUCUACAAUUUGAACAAAUGUGCUACAACAACUUAUUAGGUUCCAUUUAAAAGGGAAUGCUAAAGGAAUUUUGUGUGAGGGUGGGAUGGUGGAGGAAUAAAAAAAAAUAAUUCUGUCAUGCCAAUUGUUUAACCAGAUAACUGUCACUCACGUUUUUGAAGAUAGACAUGAAUAUGCAUGAUACAAACCAAAAUUUUUAUAUUUCAUGACUGAAAACAUUUUGUAACAUGAUUUUGAUGUGCCAUUUACAUGGUAAUGCAAUGUCUGAUUUUAAAAUGGGUUUUGAAGGAUGAAUUUUGAGAUUUUAUGUUUUCAAGUGAUAUAUAACUUCUGAUGAUUUCUAAAAUGUGAUAGAGAAAAAGGCAACGAGGAAGUCUUAUUUUUAAACAAAGGUCAAAACUCCUUUUGUAAUGUAGAUUUCUGAGGGUGCACUCUUGUCAUAAAUUGAUCUAUUACUUUUCCUACCUAAUUUUUAACCAAAAAUAUUGGUAUAAUAUAUAUUUGGGAGUCUUAGACCUUUCCAACGAUAUAUAGUUUGUCAAGAUUAGAUUAAAUUUGAUAUA
Messenger RNA from Carassius gibelio (silver crucian carp), 1401 nucleotides. RefSeq names its product novel immune-type receptor 14b (gene nitr14b). Lineage: Eukaryota; Metazoa; Chordata; Actinopteri; Cypriniformes; Cyprinidae. Gene Ontology annotation, biological process: response to bacterium. The record is from RefSeq and is a predicted model, not a curated record. The coding region runs from base 47 to 655 and encodes 202 amino acids. The transcript is spliced from 5 exons.